AAAAUGAUGAAAAUCAAAAUAUUAAUAUUAAUAGUAAUUUAGAAUUAGGUAAUUUAAUAAAUUUAAGCUUACCAGAAUUCAAUUCAAAUUUUAGAUUAGAUAUUAUUAAUGAACAAUCAGAAAGUUUAAGAAAUAUAAAUGUAGGAAAUAUGUUUUAUGAUCCAAGUGCUCUAGUAGAAAAUAUUAUGAACCAAGAUGAUUUGGAAAAUAUUUAA
Molecule: messenger RNA, 215 nt
Organism: Entrophospora candida
Lineage: Eukaryota; Fungi; Glomeromycota; Glomeromycetes; Entrophosporales; Entrophosporaceae
Source: the annotation of a GenBank genome assembly